Cordyceps fumosorosea ARSEF 2679 is the source of this 1323-nucleotide messenger RNA. RefSeq lists its product as hypothetical. The record is from RefSeq and is a predicted model, not a curated record. The coding region runs from base 1 to 1323 and encodes 440 amino acids. NCBI's taxonomy places the organism in Eukaryota, Fungi, Ascomycota, Sordariomycetes, Hypocreales, Cordycipitaceae. The transcript has a single exon.
AUGGAUCAAGAUAUCAGUGCAACCACGCGGGCGCUCGCCAUACCGCACGUUGUGGAGGCCAUCUGCGAGUAUCUGCCUCGGAGCAGCCUCUGCAGCGCCGCCCAAGUCGACCGGCGCUUCUUCGAGUACGCAACGAGAUGCAUCUGGGGCGAGGACGCUCCCCGGGUCCGCUCCUUGCUGUGGCAUCUGCAACGCAGCGUGACGGACCCUCUCCACCGGCAGCUGUACGCCUCCAAGCUGCGCAGCCUCAUCGUCGACUGCCGCCGGCGCGACACGUACGACUGGGCCUUUCGCCGCCCCCCGCUCGCGCUCGACCACCUGCGCCACCUGCUUCUGCUCCGCUACGAGGGCGGCGCGACGUCCGCCGGCGAGACCGGCCGCGCGCUGCUCCGGCGCCACGUGCCACCGGACACGAUCCGCAGCCUCGACCUGAGCGUCGCCGACGCGGGCCUGCUCGACGGCGUGCUGGGCGAGCGCUGCGGCCGCCUGCGCGAGCUCCGGCUGGACUACCCGCUGCCGGCGGACGAGCCGGCGCUGGCGCGGUUCGUGGCCGCCUGUCCGCGGCUCGAGGUGGUCGAGGCCCUCAUGUUCCGCAGGGGCAGGCCGGCGAGCCUCGCGACCGAGCCAGACGCGGCGCCGUGGAGUUUCUCGAUCGGCCCGGAGGUCAUGGUGGAGUGCGCACGCCUGCCGCACCUGCGCGAGCUCAUGCUUCCGUUCAACGGCGAGGUGCCGAGCAAGGCGUUGGGGAUGAUGGACGCGCGGGUGUCGCGCCCGUUCCGGUCGUUGCGGAAGAUGCGGGUGGUCGUGCCUUGGGUCAUCCGGGAUGACGGCUUCGGCUCGCAGGGCUCGGGUCGCGAUGACCAGAUAUGGGCGACCUUGACGUGGUUCUCGCAGAUCCGGACCCUGGAAGAUGUGAGAAUCUGCGUCCCCUGCGACCACACCGUGCCCGAAUCCGCACUCAUGUCGCUAUGCUCCCUACCUGCGCUCAAGCGCCUCGGAAUGGUCAACCGGCACAAGGUCCAUCAAAAGGAUGGACAUGCUAUUCUCCAAGUUUCGCCUGGUCAGUUUGCAGCUUGGGUCUCCCACUUUCCGCGACUGGAACGCCUUUGGCUCGACGUCCGGGUGCCGCCGGGCAGCUACGAUGCGGCGCUGAUCGAGCUGGGCAAGCAUUGUCCUCUGCUUCAAGAGUGCCAGUGGCCGGCCGAGGUGAACCUGUCGGCGCUCCAGCUCGAAUCGCGGGAAGAAUCUCUCUUUCCCAACUUGAAGCACCUCUGGUUUCCAAUGACAGGGCCAGCCCCUCGCGACGACGAUUUUCCACGGUGA